Molecule: messenger RNA, 648 nt
Organism: Trametes versicolor FP-101664 SS1
Lineage: Eukaryota; Fungi; Basidiomycota; Agaricomycetes; Polyporales; Polyporaceae
Exons: 4
Coding region: 1-648 (215 amino acids)
Source: RefSeq, a predicted model, not a curated record
AUGCCUGCACGACUCGUUCAGCUUAAGAUCUGCCAGGUCGUCCCAGACGAGGACGAGCCGUCAUGCACCCGUCGUGCAAAGGCGAAGGGAGACGACUCCGGAGAGUCCUCGAAGCGGGCUGAAGAACUCUACGAACUCCUUCCGCUGCUUGUCGUCAGCUUGGAUGCUCACCGGGCCCUCAAAGCCACCCAGCUAUGUAUCGACGCACUCGACAAGGAGAUCUGCGAGCGCGAUGCACACCGUAGGCGUUUCUUCACCCAAGCGGAUGAUGGGCACGAGAAGUGGGUCAAUCUAUUGCGCAGGAAGCGCACGAAGGCGGAAAAUAAAGCCCGGAGGCUGUGUCUCGCGAUUGGGCUUGAUUGGAAGGGGCAUUCGCAAGCCCAAGCCCAGAGGGCUGCCAGGCCAUCAUCAUCGCUCAUUAGGUCAUCAUGGGACUCCAACUCGACCUGGUACGACGACCUCUACGACAUACUCGAGUGGAACGCCCUUCAGGAGGAGGAGGAGAACGAUGAUUCUGAAUUGGAUGACGAAGAGGAAGUUGACGACGCCGAAGACUGGAACGACGACGAGGAUGCCUAUGACCGGACCGAUUUCGAAGACGACGACCCCUGCUUGACGGCUGAAUUUGAGUACUUUCGCUGGGAGUGA